AUGUCUCAUGAAGGCCCAAGGAACUCACCUAUGUGGGUUGACGCUACUUUUGCACUUUUUAUCCUCGUCGAUGUUUCCAGAGACGAAAUAAAUCGCGUUCUCCAAGAAGCCUAUGACGGAAGUACAGUCAACGACUACAUGUUCUGGCUUGCCGAUGACUUCUCCAAUGCGCCACGUCGACGUAGAGAAGGCGAUGCGACCUAUGUUGAGAGUGGGACGGAGCCUCCUAUCCCGGAAGGAUGGACUUCUCGAUUCAAGGGGAAGACGAUCCAAGACGUGGCAGGUUUCUUAAAGCAAGCUCCAGAUGAGCUAUGUGUUGACUGGCAUCACUUUGCCGUGUUGGGCGAAGACUUUACCAAGCGGCAUGUUAUCACCCUUUGUAGGAUUGGGGAUGAGGAACUGAAAGGAGAUAAACUUUCGACCUUACCGUGUACGGUGGAGCAGUCGGCGCUGUGCUUGUCAAGCAUGGAACCUCAUAAAUGGGAGGAGUACCAGGCGGACCAGGACGGCAAUAACCCGAUUAUGUAG
Messenger RNA from Venustampulla echinocandica, 528 nucleotides. RefSeq lists its product as uncharacterized. The transcript has 2 exons. The record is from RefSeq and is a predicted model, not a curated record. NCBI's taxonomy places the organism in Eukaryota, Fungi, Ascomycota, Leotiomycetes, Helotiales, Pleuroascaceae. Bases 1 to 528 code for a protein of 175 amino acids.